Messenger RNA from Xiphophorus couchianus (Monterrey platyfish), 2348 nucleotides. RefSeq lists its product as uncharacterized. The transcript has 5 exons. Lineage: Eukaryota; Metazoa; Chordata; Actinopteri; Cyprinodontiformes; Poeciliidae. The record is from RefSeq and is a predicted model, not a curated record. Bases 670 to 1647 code for a protein of 325 amino acids.
UACACCUUAAGUCACUGGAAUGGCUUUCCAAAAGCCUUGAUAUUAAUCUUAUUGAACAUUUGUGGACCACUCUUCAAAGCUUAGUGUGGUUAAUGUUAACCCACUUAUCCACCAAAAGGAACAAGAUUUUUAAAGUUGAGGUUCCUUCUCCUUCCUCAUUAUUCCAUUAACUUUGUUCACUGCAACUGUUUCACAAACAGUGAAACACUCUUCACUGUUCUGUAGGGAUGCAAUCGUUCUGGCAAAGAAGGAAUUAAUAGACCUUCACAGUUGUCAUACUAGGUCCGUGAGCCCAAGAUGUAAAACAUUUAUUUAAUUCUGUGGGCAUAAGUGUGGUCCUGUGUGCAUUAGGAACAAAAAAUAAAUAAACUUCUUGUAGUCAUUCAACCCUGGAAAAAGAAUAGUUCAUAAUAAAAUCAUUAGAGCAACGUCAAAUUAUAACAUCAUAUUUGGUGUAUGCAAACUUUGAAACUUUUAAGUUUCAAAGUUGCUGUUUACUCAUGAAAAGACAUGCCUGUGGUGAAGCCUUCAUGCUUCUUCCUCUUUAUAACCAGAUGGGUUGGUCACACAAACAUAGUUUGAUUUUACGUCACACAAAGGAAACUAGAUCUGUUGAGUCAAGGGGAAGGGCGUAACUUUUCUGUCAGUUUCAUUUACUUGGAAGCUACGAUGGCUGCUGAGCAGGAACAGAGACAGGAAUAUAAGGACGACAGUGACGUUUUCCAAACAAAUGCUUUACUACUUAUUGAUAAGAUGGUGGAAAUGGCUUCACUCACUGAAGAAAACACUUCAGAACUAGUGGAUGAGAUUCUUCACAGCAUCUUCUUUUUGGGGGAAAUUACCGUUCCAGAGUUUUCUCCCAGACAACUUUUUGUUGAUGAUGUUGACAUGUUUGAUUACUUAAAGGAAACCUAUCCGGAGCCUUUCAGACUUUAUUCCUCUCGUCUACCAAGACGGAGUCCAUUUUCAUGUGUGCUGGACAUGGUUGUUCAUCUGGAAGGUCAAGAAAAUGAGGAUCAUAUUAGAGAAACCCUGCAGGAACUCGUCCAAGAGUUGAAGAGAGACGCUUCCAAAAACGUGUUGUUUUCCUCCACAAUCUGCAUCUCUGCUGGCAACAGCACAGAUCCAGUGAGACACUAUGGAGUCUCCAUGUCCACCACUGGUCGUCCUGCAGGCCAAAUCCUGGUUGCUGCAUCCUGCCUUAACUUCUGGGAGGAACAUGUAGCUGAUGCAGUGAUGAGCUACUAUCCUAAAAAAAGUAGGAAGACAUACUUUGAUGUAACCAUCCAACUUCCUGCAGAUGUCAGAUGUGAAGCCUUUAACAUUGGAAGCAGAAAAGCAAUAAGUCCCUGCCGUUCUUGUAAAAAUAUGUUUGGCUUGGAUACAACUGAGGAACAGGCGUGGGCUUAUGGCAACUGUGCUGAAGCUGAAAGUUUGAGUAACUUGGUUAGAGAGGAAGAAGUUAGAGAGCGAGUACAAAGAAAUGGAAACUGGACAGAAGAAAACCAGGGAAGGGCUAAACGUGCUGUUGAAAAUCAUCUUAGAAAUGAACUGAAGAAGGUUGGCUUUGAAUGGGACAAACAGUUCUACACUGCACAAAGAGCAAUAGCUGAAAAUGAUGGUGAGGAAGAACCUCUGCCGGAAUAGGCUUUUACAAGAUGAAGAGCAGAUAUUAACAAUGACUCAACUGUAAAGUCGCAAACAUCUGAGAGAUCUCAACAGUUGGGAACGGGAAAUCAUUUUUAAUCUUUUCUACAAAAUGCAAAGCUUAACAUAUUUUUGGGAAAAAAUCUUAUUGAGGUUAAAAAUUUAAUUUAUUGGGGGGGGGGGAGAGCGCUGUAAGAUGUAGAGGUGUUGGAUUGCGCGCUCGACCACAACGUUAAACAAAUAUCUAAAUGCCACGAUAAAAACAUCUAGGAGCCGGCGCUGUUGGCACUGUACCUCUUUCUAGCAACCGGACACCAUGUUGCCGUCAAAGAAAGCCACCAACUCCGGGAAAAAUAAGACCAUGGACGGAUACAUCGGCGCUGCUAAUGCUAACGAAGCUAAUGCUAACAGUGGCGUUGCCGGCGGGACUGCAAACGAAACCGGGGACCACGCUUUGGAUGACAAAACCCAGAUUCUUGUGAUGUGCCAGGAAAUAUGUAAAAAUAUGUCAGCCUCAAUUCUGGAGAAACUUGAGUGUUUCGACGCCCUUGAAGCUAGGCUCCAAUCUGUCUUAGCUGCACAGCCUGACUUGCAGAACCGCAUGGUUGGUCAAGAGUCAGCAAUCAAUGCACACGAGGAGCGACUUGGGGAACUUGAAACUAAAUGUUCGGAGCCCACAAAGCUUAUAACCCAGCAGCAAA